CAUCAAUCGUUCCGCAAAGAAAAAUGUGUUUUGUCUAGUGAAAGUGCUUCGAAAACUCAGCGCAACCCAUUCUCUAUAGUAUCAUUCCACGGUAUAUUACAAUCGUUUGGUUCGAAGUUCAAGUGUUCAUAGAGAAAAACAAACACAGCGGAAAGCAACAUGGACACAACGCAGCAGCAACCCAACCCGCUUGAGCAGAAAACGAAUGCCCAUAUCGAGCGAAUCUUUCUCAUUACGCUCAACAAGAAUCCGCAGAAAAACAAACAGCUGGUUUACAUGGAGGAUGUGGCACAGGGCGUCGAGAAUGGGCUGCUUGAUCUGGAGGUGCUGGAGCAGGCACUGUUCGAGCGGCUCAUGCUGUUCAACCCGUCGGAGUAUCUUAUCCCCAACAACAUUACCUCAUCCGACACGCCUCAGAUCGCGGAAUCGAAGGUAAUCGUGUACCUCUACGGAUGUUUCGUGCGCAAUGAAAAACCCGUCGAUCAGGGCGACAGUGUUGCAGUGGAAAAUCGGCGCAAAAUGAAAGCCCUUAUUUUGCGGAACGCUUGCACCUCGCUGAAACAACCCGAGCUGUACGAGGGCCAAAACCUAUCCAAUCAGGUGCUCGAUAUCUUCAAGCAAACGGAGCUGGAUGACCAGUCGGUGAAGGCACACUUCGUGUCGGAAACGGUGCGCGAAAUUUUCGCCGAUUCCGACACGGAAGAGGAGGGCUACCUUGUGAUUCGAAGCAUUUUUGGUCCAAUGUUUGUGGACGUGCUGAAGGCGUUACGGACGGCGUCGCUGAUCAGCAUCGAGCGCUGGGUGAUGCCGUUCCUGCAGGUAUUCUCCAGCGACAAAACCAAUCCCCGGUUGGCGCACAUUUUUCUCGACUACACCACACCACCCGCGGGCUCCGAGGGUAUCAAGUACUCCGAAUCGUUGCUAGGGCAACUACUGUCGCUUUCGAUUAUGCCACAAAACCAUAACGGACCGUAUGAGUACUAUGAGAACCCACUGACGACGACACGCUCGGCGUGUGAUAAUUUGUCCUCGAGCCUGUGGAACUACACCAAGCUGCACCUGGAGCAGAUGCACGGGUUUGUGAAGAGUUUCCUGCUACUGGGCGGGGACGUCCGAAGUAAAACGCUCGAUUGGAUAGGAAAGUGUCUGCACGCCAAUGUACCCCGUGGACAGAUUUGGAACACGCACCAUGGGCUGGGAAUGUUUGGCAACCAAACCACGUCGCCCGAUUCGUUCAGUAUCAAUUUGGCCGGUGUGCUGUUGCGUCUCUGUCAACCGCUACUCAAGCCCCAGCUGAAGGUUCUGAUUGUCGAUCCCACGUACUGUGCCGUCCGGGAUGCGGCCGACAAACAGACGAAAGGUGUGCACAUGCUCGACACGGAGAAAGAGACCUGCCUCCUUCCGCUGGAGGAGGAAAACGAGCAACGGCUGGAGGCGGAGCGGUACAACUUCGUCACGGAGUGUUUCUUCAUGACGCACAAGGCUAUCGAUCUCGGGUUUCGCGUGUGUAUUGAAAAGUUCUUCCGCACCAACCGGGAGCUGCACCGGCUGCAGACGAUGUACCACGAAACGAUCGCGCAGAACGGGCCCGAUGUGGCCAACGACAUCAUGCAGAUGCUGUCCUCGCAAACGCAACAGUUCCUCUGUCUCCAGAACGUCCUGCUGGAACCGGCCACCGAUCAGCUGUUGCUACAGUUCUACGAGGCGUCCGCCAUUUGGUUAACGCAGGUUAGCUCCCGCGAUGCCGCGCAGCUCGAUGCGCUCGAUCCGGCCAAAGGAUUCUCGCCGCAGACGGUGGAACCGGUUGAGCUGCCAUUGCGAACCGAUGUGCGAGUUUCGCGCGUCCUCAAGUGCAUUCCGGAGUACAUCAUCGAGAACAUUGUGGGAUAUUUGCAGUUUUCGCGCCACUUCGACAGCCAACCGCUGCGGGUGGACGUCGAGGCCCAGAAGGCCGUCUUCACGAUGGUGCUGAUCUUUAUGGGUAGUUCGGAGCGCAUCCGCAAUCCGCACCUCCGGGCCCGGCUCGCCGAGGGUCUCGAGAGUCUCCUACCGAAGGACUCGGAAACGGGUGGAUUCAGCUUCAGUGCCGCCCUGUUCACUAACCAUCCGCACCGGCUCGAAAUCAUUCCCAAUCUUCUGCGAGUGUUCGUGAGCAUCGAAAUGACGGGCCAGAGCGUGCAGUUUGAGCAGAAGUUUAACUACCGACGGCCGAUGUAUGCCAUCAUGGACUACCUGUGGAAGCUUGACGAGCAGAAGCAGUGCUUCCGGGAGCUGGAGCGGCUAGCGAUCGAAAACAUCGAGGCCGAAGAUCCGCCCAUCUUCCUGCGCUUCAUCAACCUGCUCAUCAACGAUGCAAUCUUCCUGCUGGACGAGUCGCUGAGCAACCUGCAGCAGAUCCGCCAGAUGCAGGGUGCCCAGGACAACGGCGAGUGGGAAUCACUGCCCCAAACCGAACGCCAGCAGAACCAAGCGAACCUGCGCAAUCUGGGGAUGUUGGCGCGGUUCGAUAAUAUUCUCGGUCGCGAUACGAUCAACAUCCUCCAGCUGCUGACGUCGGAGACACAGUCCAUCUUCUGCCACUCGUCGAUGGUGGACCGGGUGGCGGCGAUGCUGAACUACUUCCUGCUCAAUCUGACCGGCCCAAAGAAGGGCAACUUUAAGGUGAAGGAUAAGCGCGAGUUUGAGUUUGAUCCGGCACGGACGGUGCUGGAGAUUUGUCGCAUUUACGUCAACCUGCGGGAGUGCGAUGCGUUCUGUUUGGCCGUCUCGCAGGAUGGCCGUAGCUACAGUCCGCAGCUGUUCGAGUACGCCGAGCAGGUGUUGACGCGCAUCGGCGGUGGUCAACUGAUCGGCGAGAUACAGGAGUUCUCGCAGAAGGUGCAGCGCAUCGAAAAGCAGCAAAAGAUCGACGAGGAAGCGUUGAUCGAUCCGCCGGACGAGUUCCUCGAUCCGAUCAUGUCGUCGCUGAUGACCGACCCCGUCACACUGCCCAGUUCGCGCAUCACCGUCGAUCGGUCGACGAUCGCGCGCCACCUUCUCUCCGAUCAGUCCGAUCCGUUCAACCGUUCGCCGCUGACGAUGGAACAGGUGAAACGAAACGAUCAACUGAAGAGCGAAAUCGACGCGUGGAUACGGGAGAAACGGGCCGCCCAUGCCGUGGCCCUGGCUGCCAAAGCAAACGAGACGACGCAGACGACGAUGACGACGACGACGACGAUGGAAAGUAGCACCGAUGAGACCACCACUGCUGAUGCCGAACAAACGGCAGCUGACCAAUAGCAGCGGACCGUCUCCUUCCUUCCCUAGCCAAUUCCUUACCGUGAACGCACCACGGCACCGUUCCAGUCCCGUGAAACCCAACACCACUACUUUGGCUAUCGUCGUGCAUGUUUCGGUUUUAUCGUAAAUCUUAGUGCAGGGUUUUCUUUAAUUUUAACAAAA
Molecule: messenger RNA, 3441 nt
Organism: Anopheles coustani
Lineage: Eukaryota; Metazoa; Arthropoda; Insecta; Diptera; Culicidae
Gene: Ube4A
Product: ubiquitin conjugation factor E4 A
Exons: 3
Coding region: 160-3279 (1039 amino acids)
Biological process (GO): protein polyubiquitination
Cellular component (GO): cytoplasm; nucleus; ubiquitin ligase complex
Molecular function (GO): ubiquitin-ubiquitin ligase activity
Source: RefSeq, a predicted model, not a curated record